Miscanthus lutarioriparius is the source of this 411-nucleotide messenger RNA. NCBI's taxonomy places the organism in Eukaryota, Viridiplantae, Streptophyta, Magnoliopsida, Poales, Poaceae. The record is from the annotation of a GenBank genome assembly.
AUGGCCUUCGUCAGCAAGUCCAUAGCUUCCCCGGCGCUUCCGUGCCUCGUCAUGGCUCUCGUGCUCGUGGCAUCCACCAAGGCCCAGCUCCUGCCACCCACUCCACCAGCUCAGACUCCACCACCGACGACUCCUGCACUGGCACCAUCCCAAUCUCUGUGCCCAGCUGGUUUUGCUAACAUUUCUUUGUUCGAAGAGGCUAAAUUGGAGCUAUUUAAGCUUCGUAUUAUUCUGACUUUACAAUCCAACAGUACCACCGAGAAGCCCGCCGGCAUCAAUACCACUUUGGCGAGCAUUCUUCCACGAUUCACGGUGUGCUCCUGCAUUUAUGUUGGCACUGACGAUGUCGAUGACGAUUUCGAGCCCCCCACUCUUCUCGGCGCCCUCACGUGCACCAAAAUCAGCGGCUGA